Molecule: messenger RNA, 1372 nt
Organism: Dermacentor albipictus
Lineage: Eukaryota; Metazoa; Arthropoda; Arachnida; Ixodida; Ixodidae
Product: vacuolar protein sorting-associated protein 4B-like
Biological process (GO): endosomal transport; vacuole organization
Molecular function (GO): ATP binding; ATP hydrolysis activity
Source: RefSeq, a predicted model, not a curated record
AUGCUGUACUUCGUGGCUGCGCGGGAAAUUCGAGUCGAGAGCAGCGGCUACCUCCAGCGCACGCACGAGUUCAUCCGCUUCUUGGGGGCGCGGGCGGAUGGCGAUUACUCGACGGCUAGCUCGAGCCCAUCGCCCACGGAACAGCAGCACCGGCGACUCAGCAGCGGAAGCAGCCUCAGCGUCUUUCCGGCGCCCCACGGUCAAGAGGAGCACAAGGCGUUCCACACGGGUGGCGUGGUUGUGCUAGGCGAGGCGCAAGUGCGCUGGUCCGACGUGUUUGGCCUCGAGGUGCUCAAGCGGGCGCUCAUGCUCAACGUGGUGUACCCCGUCAAGCACCCGGCGCUGUUCGAGAACGCCAAGCCACUCUCGAGCCUCAUGCUGUACGGUCCCACGGGCUGCGGCAAGUCGCACAUCGGUAAGGCCCUGGCCACUGAAUUUAACGACUCGACCUUUUUCUACGUCAUGUGCCAGCAUUUCGCCUCCAAGUGCCUGGUCGGUAACGAGAACCUCACCGUGAGGACGCUGUUCGAGAUGGUCCUCAACCACGCCCCGAGUGUGCUCUUCCUCGACGAGCUUGACGCGCUCAGCGGAAGCGGAGUGAGCGGCGAAAACUCGGGUUUUCUGUACAGAGUGAAGGCCGACUUCCUGAGCCUCUUGGAGGGGAUACUCUUCAAGCAGAAGGUCACCGUCAUCGGAGCCACCAAGUCGCCGUGGGCCGUGGACCCGGCGCUCGCGCGCGUCUUCCGGAAGUGGGUUUACGUUCCGCUACCGACAGACGACACCCGAGAACUGAUGCUGCUGAGUGGACUCAAGGAUGCUCGCAAUCAGAUGUUAGACUCAGACGUGUACUACCUCGUGCAGAAGACAGACGGGUACACGUGUGAGGAUCUCACAUUGCUUCAGAGGGAGGCCAAGCUGCAGGUCCGACAGAAGCUCAAGUCAGCGACUCACUUUGUCAAGGUCGAAGGGUACAGGCGGCCUGGAAGCGCGUCAAAGACCGGCGACUUUCUCACGCCAUGCUCGCCGGACACUCCAGGAGCGAUCAGAUUGUCCUGGAAGGACAUACCCAAGGAAGCCCUUUUAGAACCAGAACUGAGCUUGCAAGAUUUCGAGGCGGCGUUGCAGAAGUACCAUGCCUCGGUGACAUCCAGCGAGCUUGAAAAACUGGACGCGUUCAGAACAAACCAGGAGUCAAAUGUUCACACGGUUCUGCGGGUCGACAUGAGUGCUUUUAAUGUAGGCCACAUGGCUAACGAUGACGCUGAAGCUGUAGUGGAAAACUGACGCUAGGUUUUUGGUUUUCGUUAUCGACAGCCUCAAUAAAGCUCGCCCAGGAGCAAGCAACAACAAAAUGGGGUGCGCCAUGCUAGAA